Molecule: messenger RNA, 665 nt
Organism: Vespa mandarinia (Asian giant hornet)
Lineage: Eukaryota; Metazoa; Arthropoda; Insecta; Hymenoptera; Vespidae
Source: RefSeq, a predicted model, not a curated record
UUUUUUUAGAUAUGACAGAGUAUAUGUCGUCAUAUUACGAUCCAACGACAGGAUUAGAAUUAAAUGGUAAACCGGAGGACGUCGAAAGAACUCCCAACCAAUUGCCAAAGCUUAUUUUUCGAGGAAUUCCAUGUUUCUGUAAUAAUAUGACCUGCGGUUGUUGUACGGGUGUCAAUAUAACCAAAAUAAAUUUUAAUCGACGUGCAUGCACCAAGUUCACAUACGAUCCACAAGAAUUUUCUAUCAACAUGUCCUUUAGUAUGAAUGAAAAAGAGAUAUUUUCUACUUCCUUGUCCGCGAAGAAUCCCCCACCAGUUUGCAUUCCGUUCGUCUAUAUACCAGUAAUAACGUUCUGUGCACGAUUCUUUGACGUUCAUACAACUGGCAUAAAUCUUCAUGCAUGUUUAGAUCUCGAAACACGAAUAAUAAACGCACCGAUUUUAAUUCUACAUUUCAAUUGCAUGAAAAUCGGUAUGAAUGGUGUAUCAUUAUCGAAACCGGAAGAUGAUCUUAUUCAUUCAUCGACGUCGAAUCAAAACGAGAAAGAUGAAGUUUACGACGAAGUCAAUUUCGAACAAUCGGAUAUCGAUGUAGUAACUAACAAUGUCCUUGGUACGACUUAUAGUCCUGAAGAAGAAGCUUCGAUCGGACAGUUAAAAUAUUAA